Molecule: messenger RNA, 3569 nt
Organism: Pungitius pungitius (ninespine stickleback)
Lineage: Eukaryota; Metazoa; Chordata; Actinopteri; Perciformes; Gasterosteidae
Gene: epn1a
Product: epsin 1a
Exons: 13
Coding region: 419-2410 (663 amino acids)
Biological process (GO): endocytosis
Cellular component (GO): clathrin vesicle coat; endosome; plasma membrane
Molecular function (GO): phospholipid binding; clathrin binding
Source: RefSeq, a predicted model, not a curated record
GACAACCAAUCUAACGUUUUGAAAACUUCAAUAAUCAACAGAACGUUGCUUUGAUAUCUGUUCAUUUGGCACUUUUAAAUUGUGAAUGUUGAAAGAACACGAUCAUCAAUUAUUAAUGAGUCUUCUACUACAACAAAACAAAGCUACGGGGGGUGCGGUCUUUCCUAUAGCCGAGAACGGAAGCGGAAAUUCGGCCAUCUCCUCGUACAGUCAAGCUACAACAGGUUUUCAUCUCGCAACGCCUGAGGAUUUCGGGACUCAAUGUUGCCACGGGAAGAAACGGACAAACUGAGAAAUAGCACUCCGUGAAUGAGUGGCACACAAGCCAGAAACACAAAAGAUCUCAAGAGGAGAACCCCUUAUUCUGCAUCAUCUUGUGUAACAGAUCGCAAUAGAACUCGACGGCCAGACCGUUGCCAUGUCGACCUCAUCGCUACGGCGACAAGUAAAGAACAUGGUCCACAACUAUUCAGAGGCUGAAAUCAAGGUUAGAGAGGCGACAUCCAAUGACCCGUGGGGCCCCAGCAGCUCUCUGAUGUCAGAGAUUGCUGAUCUGACAUACAAUGUUGUGGCCUUCUCGGAAAUCAUGAGCAUGGUGUGGAAGCGCCUCAAUGACCACGGCAAGAACUGGAGACACGUGUACAAGGCUAUGACUCUUAUGGAGUACCUGAUCAAGACUGGUUCAGAACGUGUUGCCCAACAGUGCCGAGAGAAUAUAUACGCAGUGCAGACCCUGAAGGAUUUUCAAUUCAUAGACCGGGACGGCAAAGACCAGGGGGUGAAUGUGCGAGAGAAGGCCAAACAGCUGGUGACUCUGCUGAAAGAUGAGGAGAGACUAAGAGAGGAGAGGAUCCACGCCCUCAAAACCAAAGAGAAGAUGGCACAGACCUCCAGCGGUGAGAUUGCCUCCUCAGCUCCCUCAGCACCCAGCCUGGGGGGCAGCCUGUCAGCGGGCUCCCACUCUGGAGGGGCGGACCCUGAGCAGGCCUGGCCACAGAGCACCGGGGAGGAAGAUCUGCAGCUCCAGCUGGCCUUAGCCAUGAGUAAAGAAGAGGCAGAGCAGCUCCAGCUUUGCACUCACCAUGCCAUGCCUGACCUACCCCAGACUGGCAAGGACCCUCUGGAGGACGCAGAGCUCUGCUAUGCAAUCACACUCAGCAAAGAGGCACAACAAAAGGAAGAGCGACUGCGUAGAGGUGAUGACCUGAGACUGCAGAUGGCCCUCGAGGAGAGCAGGAGGGAGAAAUCUAAGCCUGAGGAGGGGGCUCUGAUGGAGCUGAGUGCCGCGGACCCCUGGGGGGCCCCGGCCGCUGCCACAGCGGGGAGCUCCGCCGGCCCGUCGCCUCCCUGCACGCUUCCUGCCCCGACCGCCUCGGGUCCGUGGGGCCCCGCCCCUGCUGACCCAUGGGGGGUAGCGUCACCGACAUCGCCUACGAGUUCUGACCCGUGGCGCGGGGGAGCCCCACCCACUAUAGCCCCUCCUCCUCCCGACCCCUGGGGAGAGACGUCCAACAGGGUUAACAAUGUCGACCCCUGGGGGAGCUCAGCUGUGACCCCCCCCAGUGCCGACCCCUGGGGUCCCUCAGUUCCACCCAGCACGUCCUCCUCGGGGGGGCCAGUAGACCCCUGGGCAAGGGACGGGCCUGUCCUUGUCUCUGACCCUGUCACCUCCGACAUCUGGAGUGGCACCGCCAAACACACAAAUGGCACAGGAGACCCAGAGCGACGAGGGUCCCCAGCCACAGGCUGUGACAGCACAGGCUCCCCGGUGCCCUUUGACCUGUCGUCUCUUGGUUCUUCACUUCCUGUUCGUAAGACUCCCGAGUCCUUCCUCGGCCCCAACGCAGCGCUGGUGGAUCUUGAUUCCCUGUUGUCGUCUAAACCCAAACCCAAACAACCACCGCCUCCUUCCAUCUCGUCCUCUUCAGCGCACAACCCCUUCCUCCAGAACACAGGCUCAUCUCCUGCUCCUGGCAUGGCAGUGACUCCGGGCAGCACCAUUUCCAGCAGGGGGGUUUCUCCAAUACCGGCCUCCUCCAACCCUUUUGGCGUGGCUCCGUCCAUGACCUCCAUCUCGCCUCAGCCCUCGUCACUUGGCCUGAGCCUCCGCUCCAGUCCCGUGCCCACCAACCCCAUGCUGGGCAUGGUGCAUCCGGGAAUGGGCCUGGGGCAAAUGAGUGUGGGAAUGGGUGCUCCAGGAAUGGGCCUGGGCAUGAUGCAGGCCAGCCCCAUGGGCAUGCCCUACAGCGGGCUCUCGCCCAUGGCCCCCCCGGGCUCGUCCCUGUUAGCCGCAGCACCCCCUCAGCUGAUUUUGGGUGGGCCCACUGGAACAGGAGGAGUGAUGGGAGCAGGGGGCUCACUGGGAGCUGGAGCAACGACGGGAGCGAGCACCAACCCCUUUCUUCUCUGAGGAAGUGUCACCUCCACUUCGCUCACCUGUUUCGAGCUCCUCUGCCGUACCUGCUGGCCCCUUGAUUCACCCCCACCCCCCCCCCUCCCAACACGAUUUGUGUCCAAAAAGAAAAAUGUGUACAUCUAUAUAUUUAAAGAAAAAAUGAAAAAAGAAAAAAUUCAGUUUAUCUUUUCCUUAAAAUAAUUCAUUUCUAAAUAAUUCACCACAUUUAGUUCCUUUCAUUUCAGUUUGGGUUUGUGGGCGGGAAAUAGAGAUCUAUUUAUUUUUGUUUUAAUCCUGUUCUGUAUUGCUCCUCAUGUUGUGGUUUUUUUCAGUCCUGUCUUCAGAUGAAGGUAAGUCUGUGAGAGCAAGAGGCUUUUUUUCCCAGUAGUGUCAUACUACUGCUGUAAUAUUACUGCACUGAGAGGGAGGUGGAGGUGGAGGGGACAUAGCCACUAACAGACUGAACAGAGAAACUGUUGAACCUCCCUCUUCUCUCCCUCUACAACACAUACAAACACUGAAUCACUGAAAUGAAAAGAGUGCAUGAAGGAUCAGUUUUUAAAUGAACCCACGCGGUCAGUAAGAAAAACGGAUUGAAGAACCCGCAUUAACUAUUCAGCCACAACGUUGUCAAAUCGUUUCAAUUAUUUCACUUUUAAUUUAAUUCAAUGUUGAAAUUAACUUAUUUUCUUUUUCCAAUUUUUCGGGGAACAGAUGAACAAGAAAUCACACAAUGCCAUUCAAAUCAAAGGAUUUUUUUCUCCCCUCCCUUUAUUGUAGAAAACUCAAGAGAGCACUUAGAUCUGUGGUCUGAUGAUGACAAAGGGUGUGGGAUGUGUGUUGACUGUGCGAAUGACAAUAUGAAUGCUUUUUUGUGAGAAUGCAAUAGUGCAAAUGCCUGUUUGUUUAAACUUAUGUCUCCAAUUCUCUCCUGUGUCAGACCUUAUUUCAGUCACUCAGAAAGGACAUCAAUUAUUUAAAAAAAAAAAAUCACUUGUCACUUGUAUAAAAACUAUGUAAUGUUGGGAUUUCAAAUGAGGUAUUAUAUGGGUCACACAUUUCUCUGCCAAUCAUAUUUGACUAAUUUGGUUUUGUCAAUCACAAGCAUUAGUUUUUUCCCCAAUAACAUUUUUAAAAUGGGGUCCCUGGUGUCCCUGACCCCCCCCUCCCUCCC